Molecule: messenger RNA, 2995 nt
Organism: Parnassius mnemosyne (clouded apollo)
Lineage: Eukaryota; Metazoa; Arthropoda; Insecta; Lepidoptera; Papilionidae
Source: the annotation of a GenBank genome assembly
GUCAAAUGAAUGAAAUGAAAUUAACUUUACGCCGGUUAUCAAAUGUAUUUUAAAAAAUAGAAUAUUAUUUGCUCGUCUAGAUUAAUUUUAAAAGUAAUUAAAACACGAAAAUCUAUCAUAUUCGUGUUUCUGUAGUGUUAAAAAUGUAUAUUCGAGUGCUAUGCCUCCUUUUUUUAAGUUCUGUUGCUCUUAGUGAAGCUAAUGUUCUUCAGAGUACUGUUAACAUAAAGAAACUGCAAGGAAUCUUAGAAGAGGGCCUCAAAAGCAAAGAUGUCAGUACUUUGUAUUUUGCUAUUAAAGGGUUCAAACUACUUAAUGCUACAAUACCUGAUGUCUGUGAAGAUUUAAAAAAUGCAAAAUAUGACCUGACUAACAUAGAGCAUGUUUUCUACUUCACAAAUGCAGCUGCACUUUCUAACUGUCGCAACAUUCUGAAACCAGAUGUUCUGCCAACACCCACUCAGACGCUGGACAAAAAAGAUGCUACUUUACAAGAAUUAUACUAUGCAGUGUUCGCUCUGAAGGCUAUGGGUAAAGGUACUAUUUAUGAUAAAGAAGAUGGCUUGAAGAACCUCAUACAGUUGUUGAAGAAAGAUGAUUCACCAGCCAACUAUGGGUACGUAUUCGCACUGUGCGAGCACAUGGGCUGUGGCGCGUGGACGUCGUCUCAUGCCGAGGGAGUGCUGCUGGCGGCCGAUGAGAGUGAUUCGCGCGCAUUGCACUUCGAAGGUGGAUUGCCCGUCACCGCGUUACUUCUUGGCACUAUUUCUAGAACAUAUAAAAGUCUGAAGAAACCUUCGCCAUUAAAUGAAGAACAGCGCUACAAGUUUGCGAACUAUAUAACUGGCCGAUCUGUUAGCACUCCACGCGGCGCCGCCUUAUUGUUGGAGGCAGCUAAUGCUCUUGCUAAUGACGAGCCAUCUCCAAUCAGCAUUACAAUUAAAGGGAAAAAAUACGUCACUUCCGAAUCUGAUAGUGUAGAGUUUUCCAUCACUGAUAUCAUUGGACGUCCAGUACGUGGCCUAAAGCCCGAGGAAGUCAUAGCACAAUCUGCCACUAGACUUGCCGAUGAUGUUGUUGUUCUCUCCAAGCAGCCACUUACACAGAAACCCAAUGACCCCACGACUUAUGUCCUUAACUUAAGCAAGAUUAAAGCACAAUAUGGAUUGUACAAGAUCUCCCUCAGUGCUGGCUCAAAAACGGCAAACAUCAACGUAGCAGUGUUGGGUGAAAUACAAGUUGGCAGCUUGGAGGUGGGCAUCGGUGAUGUGGAUGGAACAACAAGCCCAAAAAUCACUACAAUCACUUACCCAAACAAGUUGUCUGAAACACUCCAAGCUGAUCACUUGCAAAAAUUGAGUCUGAAGUUCAGCGUACGGGACAAAUUCAACAAACCGGUGUCCGUACAGCAGGCGUUCGUCCGCGUUGCGCCAGUCGCGGCCGGCGCCCCGGACUCGCUCGAGGCCAUUUACGUGGCAGAACCCAGCGCCAACACCUAUAGAGUCGAGCUGAACGUGGGAGCGAUCGCAAAGCACCUUAACUACGCUUCAGGCGCUCAUUCCCUGACGCUAUACUUAGGAGACAGCGCGGUCUCCAAUCCUAUUGCCUGGGAGCUCGGCGAAGUCAUCUUCAACUUCGGCAGGGACGCCAAUGCCGUUGGGUUGCCAGUGCGCGGUAGUGUAGCCAGUGUGCGAGUCCCGCUGCCAGAGAUCUCGCACCAGUUCCGCGCGGCAGAGGCGCGGCCGGCGCGCGCGGUGUCGGACGUGUGCGCGUGCGCGUGCGCGGCGCCGCUGCUGCUGCUGCUGGCGCUGUGGGCGCGCCUGCGCCCGCGCCUCGCCACCCCGCCGCCCAGCGCGCUGCUGUUCCACCUCGCGCUCGCAGGUUCGCUGGGUCUGUACGUGAUGUUCUGGCUGAGGCUGACAAUGUUCGAGACGCUGCGCUACCUGGCUCCGUUGGCGCUGCUCACGUUCCUGUCGGGACACCGGCUGCUGCGCAGACUCGCGCAAGACAAGGCACAGGCGCGCUAACACAGCACAGCAAACAACACAGCUCCUGUGUUUAAUGCAUUCCUCGAUACUGUUGCGCCGCACCAGCAACUACAGUUUCUUUGAAUUUUUUCUGUCCAUAUCAAUUUUUUUAUUUUGCAAUAACAAUCAAAAGUCUUAUUGCCAUAUUACAAAAAUAAUUUACUAUCAAAUAAAACCUUUUUUUAUACAAUAAUUUGAUUUAUCGGUAUAAGCAACUUCAAUUGUAAAAUACAUUGUGACAGUAUUGAUAAGAACAUCCAAGGUGUUAUAAGAUAUCUAAGUAAAGAAUGUUCCUUACAUUAAAAGAACAUCGAAGGUGUUAUCUAAGUAGAGAAUGUUCCAGAUAUUAAAACCUUUUAUAUAAAAUAAUUGUUUUAUUGAUUUAAAUUAUUCUUGCACUUACGUAUGUUUAGAGCUUUUCUGUAAAUUGAAAAAUUUUACAUUUUUUUUACAUCCAUACUAGUUCAAUCACAGUAUAUGUAGUUCUUAACUUAUUAGUACCAAUUUUUUAUUAUAGAUACCAGUUUUAACAUUCUCUUAUUUAAGAUUAACUGGACAGAAAUAAUUGUUAAUAUUGAUAUAACAAUAAACAUAAUUUCGUUAUUCUCAAUCCCACUUGAGAUUAAAUGGGUCUUAUUUUUUCAACACUUUUUAAAUUAUAAAAAAAUUCACAAAUUUUGUAUGAAAAUAGUGUAUUUAAUAAUGAUUACAUACAGUUUUGUUUACUAUCUGUUGUUUUUUUUUUUUUAAUGUAUGUUUAAAUACCUGUGGAGUGUAAUUCUCACACUUAUUGAUAGGAUGAUAAAGGAUGAUGUAAAGGUUGUUAUGAUAAGAUAAUUGAAAUGACAAGGAAAGAACUCUUUGAUAUGAAUGCAUGUAAUGUUCUGAUCGAUAAGUAUUGGCGCAUAAAACUGCAGUGUUAGUAAGAGUGCUAAGUUAAUAAAAUUAAAUACAUAUAAAUUAUUGUG